Solea senegalensis (Senegalese sole) is the source of this 2650-nucleotide messenger RNA. It is a transcript of the gene capn1b, whose product is annotated as calpain 1, (mu/I) large subunit b. NCBI's taxonomy places the organism in Eukaryota, Metazoa, Chordata, Actinopteri, Pleuronectiformes, Soleidae. Bases 238 to 2346 code for a protein of 702 amino acids. Gene Ontology annotation, molecular function: calcium-dependent cysteine-type endopeptidase activity; calcium ion binding. Gene Ontology annotation, cellular component: cytoplasm. The record is from RefSeq and is a predicted model, not a curated record. The transcript has 23 exons. Gene Ontology annotation, biological process: proteolysis.
CGAGCGGGGCUUGGUGCGGCAGCAGCACAACAUCCACAACAGCAUCCAUCACCUCAGCACGCGCUGUAGUACUGUUACUGUAGUACUGCUACUGUAGUACUGUUACUGUUACUGUAGUACUGUUACUUUUAGUGUAGUACUGCACUGUACUACACAGGGCUACAGUAAUAUCAGAAGACUGAGACACAAGUUUAACACGUUCAUCAAAACCAGUUUGCUGGUGUGUUGUGGUUCAGGAUGUUUGGGGGCGUGUCUGCUCGUAUCCAGAAGAACCGGCUGAAGGCUGGAGGUCUGGGCUCGGUCCAGCAUGCAGUCCACUAUCUGAACCAGGACUUCCAGGCCCUGAGGGAAGAAUGUCUGCAGUCCGGGUCACUGUUCGAGGACCCGAUGUUCCCUGCAGAACCACAGUCGCUGGGCUUCAAGGAACUGGGACCCUUCACUGCCAAGACCAGAGGGAUGGAGUGGAAGAGACCAUCAGAGCUGACAGAGGAGCCUCAGUUUAUUGUGGGCGGAGCCACCAGGACUGACAUCUGCCAGGGAGCUCUGGGUGACUGUUGGCUGCUCGCUGCCAUCGGCUCGCUCACUCUCAACGAGCGUCUGCUGCACAGAGUGGUUCCUCACGGUCAGAGCUUUGACCUGCAGUAUGCUGGCAUCUUUCACUUCCAGUUCUGGCAGUUCGGUGAGUGGGUGGACGUAGUGGUGGACGACCGUCUGCCGGUCAAAGACGGAGAGCUGAUGUUUGUCCACUCAGCUGAAGGCAGCGAGUUCUGGAGCGCUCUGCUGGAGAAGGCCUAUGCUAAGUUGAACGGUUCAUACGAGGCCUUGUCCGGCGGCAGCACCACUGAAGGCUUCGAGGAUUUCACAGGGGGCGUGGCUGAGAUGUACGAGCUGAAGAACGCGCCCAAAGAUCUUCAUCGAAUCAUCAGCAAAGCUCUGGACAGAGGAUCACUGCUGGGCUGCUCCAUAGAUAUCAGCAGCGCCUUCGACAUGGAGGCAGUGACUUUCAAGAAGCUGGUGAAAGGCCACGCCUACUCUGUGACUGGACUCAGACAGGUGGAGUACCACGGGCGCCAGGAGCGUCUGAUCCGGAUCAGGAACCCGUGGGGUCAGGUGGAAUGGACCGGAGCCUGGAGCGACAGCUCCUCAGAGUGGAACGACGUGGACUCAGCGGAGAAGGACGAGAUGAUGUGUAAGAUGGAGGAUGGCGAGUUCUGGAUGUCGUUCCAGGAGUUCCUGCGUCAGUUCUCCAGGUUGGAGAUCUGUAACCUGACUCCUGACGCUCUCAGUCAGGACUCCAUCAGCUUCUGGACGACCGUGAUGUUUGAGGGCGCCUGGAGGCGGGGCAGCACCGCAGGCGGCUGCAGGAACCACCCCAACACAUUCUGGAUCAACCCUCAGUAUAAGAUCUCUCUGCUGGAAGAGGACGACGACCCUGAGGACGACGAGGCCGCCUGCAGCCUCCUGGUGGCGCUGAUGCAGAAAGACCGACGCCGUUUCCGUCGCCAUGGAGACGACACGCAUACCAUCGGCUUCGCUGUCUAUGAGCUUCCUGAAGAGUACCGAGGUGGUCCCAGCAUCCACAUGAAGAAGGACUUCUUCCUGCGUCGCUCCUCUUGCGCUCGCUCUGAGACCUUCAUCAACCUAAGAGAGGUGAGCGCCAGGAUCCGCCUCCCGCCGGGCGAGUACCUGAUCGUUCCGUCGACCUUUGAGCCGUCAAAGGAGGCCGACUUCGUCCUAAGGGUUUUUACGGAGAAACAGGCGGAGACCGGGGAGAUGGACGACGACGUGGAGGCGACCUUUGACCUGGAGGAGGAAAUCUCAGAGAGCGACAUCGACGAUUCCUUCAGGUCCAUGUUUGCUCAGCUGUCUGGAGACGACAUGGAGAUCUCAGUGCGAGAACUCAGGACCAUCCUGAACCGAGUUGUUUCCAAACACAGAGACCUGCAGACAGACGGGUUCAGUAUGGAGUCGUGCAGAGCAAUGAUCGGCCUCAUGGACAAGGACGGCAGCGCUCGCCUUGGACUGCUCGAGUUCCAGAUUCUCUGGAAUAAGAUCAGGAAGUGGUUGGGAAUCUUCAGAGAGUUCGACCUGGAUAAAUCUGGAUGUAUGAGCUCCUACGAGAUGCGUCUGGCGCUGGAAAAUGGCGGCUUCAAACUGAACAACAAGCUGUUCCAGACGCUGGUUGCUCGCUACGCCGACAACGAGAUCAUCGACUUUGACAACUUUACCUGCUGCCUGGUCAAACUGGAGGUCAUGUUCAAGGUCUUCCAGGAGCUAAACAAAGACGGGACAGGAAGAAUCGAGGUCAACAUCACCGAGUGGCUGCUAUUGACCAUGUGUGGAUGAAGUCACUUCCUGACGAGACAGGAAGUACAACGCCAUGGCAACAACCAAUCAGAGCAGAGCUGCAGUUACUAUACUAUACACUGUUAACUCUGCUGCUGCUGCAUCUACUCCCAGAUAGAGGGCGCUACAGCUCAUACACACAUUAUGGCCUAUGCUUUUAUUUAUUGAUUGAUUGAUUGACUGAUUGAUUGAUGGAUGAGACAGAUCUCAGGGUUUCAUUUUGUUUGUUAGGUGAAGAUGUGUUAAACUAACUCUGCUAAAAAUCAUGGUAACAAUAAACAUUUACACUUUAAAGGAGACAAAA